GGNGGGGGAGGGCUACUUUGUAAAAGUCCGCCAGGGUUAUUUGGUGUUCCUCCCGCUACUUUUAUGUGAGAAGAAUACUGUACUACCGAAAUCUGUAAUCGAUCAUGUAUAGAUUAGAAUUGACUCCAAACAGUAAAACGCUAGUGACACUUGAAUUUAUUAGUUCUUUGGGUGUAAUAUUCAAGGAGAGUUGUCUUUCAAAAAAGGAAAAAUUUCUGAGUGACAAAACGGGCGACUCUGGCCAAAGUCCUAUUACAGGCUCGAUUCUGAUUGUUGUUUAGCCUGUUCCAGGCUCUCGGUCAGUGGGGACGAUCGAAAAAGCGGGCGGGCGACGAGCGGAAUUGGCCUCUCCUUUUUCUCUACCAGACCCCGCUGGUCGCCCGCCCGCUUUUUCGAUCGUCCCCAAUGACUGAGAGCCUGGAACAGGCUAAUUGUUGUUAAAAACAAUGGUUUAUGAGGGGAGGUAAAACCCCAGCGGCACGAUUGAGUCACGUGUUUCUCAGUUGGGGUAGCGCAAUUCAACCUGAAGAUCCAUAUUUAAUUUCGAAUUCCCAAAAUGGUCGCACGAUUCUCGGCCACUGGUCAAAGGAAACAAAGAUUGGCCUGGUAUAAGGUUCAAGCUGAGACUUCCCACGCAGAAGCUCGUUGGGCACGUAACUAAAACUUUGCUCCCUCCACGUGGAAGGGGAAAAAUUGCGUGACGUGUCAAGGUUCAUACCCAUAUCUCACUCGCAUUGAAGCUGAAAAGUGAUAGGAGAUCUGGGCUCUAGAUUGGUUUAAGAUCAGUUACGCUUUUGUCAGCCAAAUAGAAAACAUUUCUUUUAAACGUAAAGAACACUAAUAAUGCAACAAUUAUAGCUGGCGUCAAGUUGUGGGAUCACGCAGCGUUCUUCCAUUCUGAUCUCUUGCGCUUCACUCAGCCGAAUAGAAAACAUAAUUAAAGGACAUAUAAUACAACAAUUGUGGUUAGCGUCAAGUUUUGUGACUUUCACAACGAGUAAAGGGCCUGACUAUCUCGAUGGGAAAUUAAUACGCGCAAUACAAGGUACUAAAUUCAAGUUUUUUGCUGUUCGUUUUUUUUUUCUCUCUCUCUCUUCCCUCUCUCUUCCGUCACCGCCGAAAAGAAAUCGAUCGCACUUGGUUGCGAAGAGAACUAAUAAAUUCUGAUCAGGAUGACACUGUUUCUAUCUGCAUUCAAAAAGAACUUUCUGUUCUAAAUGUGUCCAGGUUGUCGAGGGAACGGCAAUUUAUUACAAGAACCACGUGGAGGGUAACUAGUAGUAAUUCAUUCACGAACGGGUAAAAUUAUUUGCGUAAAAAACGCGUUACUAUAGGGUCUUUAUCGACUGAGCUGUACCACAGUCGAAUCAUGACUCGAAAUAGUUGCUUUCAGAUGUUAACAAUUCUAGCUUUAGUCGCUGCUAUCGUUUUUGUGGCUCACAAUUUUGUGAAGUAUGUUUUGAAAGUUGAUGGAGGCUACUCGCAUUGGACAGUGUUUUCAGAGUGUACCAAGCCCUGUGGUAUUGGGACGAGGUUUCGGACACGGACAUGCGACAAUCCCUCACCGAGGUUUGGUGGCCGUAAUUGUUCCCGGCUUGGAGAUGACACCCAAACAUUCAGAUGUAACAUGAACCCAUGCCCAGUUGAUGGAGGCUACGGCGAAUGGGGAGAAUUUAGUAAAUGCACAGUGACUUGUGGGGGUGGGGUGCGGCAUAGAACACGUGAAUGUAACAAUCCUAAAACAGUACUUCCCGGGAAAACAUGUGAAGAGCAAGGACUAGGAUCAAAUGAGGAAAUGGAGACCUGUAAUGUAGAAUCUUGUCCAGUUAAUGGUGGAUACACAGAGUGGAGUGAAUUUAGUGAAUGUACUGUGACAUGUGGAGGAGGUGUUCGUGAGAGGACUCGGGAAUGCAGCAACCCCGCACCAGAAAACAAUGGUAUAGACUGCGAGAAACUGGGCCCAGCAAAGGAAUCAGACAUCUGUAACACUGAAGCUUGCCCUACCGAGCCUCCACAGGAUCUAGGCAAACGAAAUAAGGAAGGUGACAAAAACAGCACUAAGCUGGAAUAAUGACAAAGGGGAAGAGUGCAAUAGGGCAAUAAUUAGGAGAAAGAUGAAAAGGAAAGCAAAGAGGAACCAGCAGAAUAACAGCAUGGACAAAAGUAAAAAUAAGAAAUAAAAAUGACGCCUCUGUAGUUUGAAUAGAAUAAAAAAUAUUAUAAUGGCAAACUUACGCUGCUAUCCCCUACAUGUAACCAAUACUCUGAAGGCCACUUAGCAAAUGAAAAACACGACAUUAGGGACCGUUCAUUUUUUAUAAGGU
Orbicella faveolata is the source of this 2324-nucleotide messenger RNA. RefSeq names its product coadhesin-like. Lineage: Eukaryota; Metazoa; Cnidaria; Anthozoa; Scleractinia; Merulinidae. The record is from RefSeq and is a predicted model, not a curated record.